AUGUCCAAGUGGAGGGAGAAUGAGACCGGAGUCAGCGAGUUUCUCCUGCUCGGCAUCACCAAUGAUGCACGGCAGCAACAAGUCCUCUCCUGGGCCUUCCUGUGCAUGUACCUGGUCACGGUGGCCGGGAACACGCUCAUUUUCCUGGCCAUCAGCUCCGACCCGCGCCUGCACACCCCUGUGUACUUCUUCCUCGCCAACCUCGCCUUCGUUGACAUCUGUUUCACCACCAAUCUCAUCCCCAGGCUCCUGGUUGGCCAUGUGGCGGGAACACAGACCAUCUCCUACGCCCACUGCCUGACUCAGAUGUACUUUCUAAUCUCCUUUGCCAACGUGGACACAUUUCUGCUGGCUGCCAUGGCCCUGGACAGAUUCGUGGCCAUCUGCUACCCACUUCAGUACUGCACCAUCAUAACCCCCAAGCUCUGCGGGGGGCUGGCAGCCGUUGUGUGGGUAGGCUCUGGCCUCAUCUCUCUGGUGCACACGCUCCUCAUGAGCAGACUGACCUUCUGCUCCUCCCUUCCCAAGAUCUCUCACUUCUACUGUGAUGCUUAUCUGCUCAUGAAGGUGGCCUGCUCAGACACACGGGUCAAUCAGCGCGUCUUCCUGGGGGCCGUGGUCCUCUUCGUGACCCCCUGCAUUCUCAUUGUGGUCUCUUACGUCCGCAUCGCUGUGGUGGUCUUCCAGAUACCCUCUGCCCAGGGCAGACACAAAGCGUUUUCCACAUGUAGCUCGCACUUGUCUGUGGUCACGCUGUUCUAUGGGACGGUUCUGGGAAUCUAUAUACGGCCUCCGGAUUCCUUCUCCACCCAGGACACGGCAGCCACCAUCAUGUACACUGUGGUAACCCCCAUGCUGAACCCCUUCAUUUACAGCCUGAGGAACAAGGACAUGAAGGAGGCAGUGACAAGGCUCUUAAACAGGGUCCCAAAGUCCUUUUAG
Molecule: messenger RNA, 942 nt
Organism: Psammomys obesus (fat sand rat)
Lineage: Eukaryota; Metazoa; Chordata; Mammalia; Rodentia; Muridae
Product: olfactory receptor 1D2-like
Exons: 1
Coding region: 1-942 (313 amino acids)
Biological process (GO): G protein-coupled receptor signaling pathway
Cellular component (GO): membrane
Molecular function (GO): olfactory receptor activity; G protein-coupled receptor activity
Source: RefSeq, a predicted model, not a curated record